This is a messenger RNA of Zea mays, 1350 nucleotides long. RefSeq names its product transcription factor HY5. Gene Ontology annotation, cellular component: nucleus. Gene Ontology annotation, molecular function: DNA-binding transcription factor activity, RNA polymerase II-specific. The record is from RefSeq and is a predicted model, not a curated record. Bases 149 to 907 code for a protein of 252 amino acids. Gene Ontology annotation, biological process: red or far-red light signaling pathway; regulation of photomorphogenesis; response to red light. The transcript has 4 exons. NCBI's taxonomy places the organism in Eukaryota, Viridiplantae, Streptophyta, Magnoliopsida, Poales, Poaceae.
CCCGGGAGUGGAAAGCACAGUGCCUUUUUUUCAUUCAAAACCUCGUCGAAUUUCUGUCCUGGCCAACGCGUGGCCUUGUACGCUAAAAUUGCAUUAGUUGUUUUUAGGCCUGUAGGAGUAGAUUUCGUGUAACGCUGCAAACAGGAACAUGUCUAAUAUGAGAGAUGUCGAGGGGGCCGUCUGUAAGAGAUCCUGGAUGUUUACCACACGUCCACACGCGCACACACACACAAAAACUGUCGACCAUGUUGAACAUACUCAACAAAUCGUGCAGGAAGGAGAUUCAGCUGACAGAGAAAAGGCGCACACAAUUAAUAAGAAAUCUAUCCCCUGCCGACUGCCGACCGCCGGCCGUUUGCCGACGAGCCGAGACCCGCGAGGGCGCGCGCGCAGGAACAUGCAGGAUCAGACGACGACGAGCUCGCUGCUCUCCAGCAGCGAGCGCUCCUCCAGCUCGGCGCCGGAGACGGGGGAGACCAGGGAAGAAGCGAUGGAGAGCGACGAGGAGAUCAGGAGGGUGCCGGAGGUUGGCCUGGAGCUGCUGACCAGCCCGUCGACGUCCGGCAGGGAGGCGACCGCUGCCGCGGCCGCUGCCGGGACGUCGUCCGCGUCGCAGGCGGCCAGCGCCAGCCGCCGCGGCCGCAGCCCGGCCGACAAGGAGCACCGCCGCCUCAAAAGGUUGCUUCGGAACCGGGUGUCGGCGCAGCAGGCACGGGAAAGGAAGAAGGCGUACCUGAGCGAGCUGGAGGUGAGGGUGAAGGAGCUGGAGAAGAGGAACUCGGAGCUGGAGGAGAAGCUGUCCACGCUGCAGAACGAGAACCAGAUGCUUAGACAGAUACUGAAGAACACCACUGUCAACAACAGAAGAGGCCCAGGUAGCAGCAGUGCUGGUGGAGACAGCCAAUAGCUGUCGUCUAUACAACUCCUCCUAGAACCCGGUUGCACUUCGAAGAAACUAAUUAAUUAAAGCAAGGAAAUACCGCUUGAGAGAGCUAGUAGAAAGAUUGAACUGGUCAUGCAAGCUCGUUAUUUAGUUACAAUCAUAUAUAGCCAGCCUCCCUUCACAGGGACCCUGUGCUGCAUAUAUACGCACGUGUUCAGUGAUUCAGUCCGUUCUGCAACUUUGUCUAGCUGUAUGCAUGCAAUCGCGUUGCCAACUUGUAAUUCGAUUCGCCUUCGUGUGUAGACUGUACGCAAGGCGGAGUGGACGCAGUGCACAAGUCCGUGGUGCAACAACUGUAAUGUAAUAACUAGGCUUGUCUGAAUUCUGAAUUUGUGUGUCUUCUGUACUGUACGGUUGUGCAAACGUGCAGAUUCGCUGAUGACACAUUUUAUUUAGCUUGACCAAUA